GACGAGGGUCAGACCUUGGAGGAGCUCGGAGAAGAGCCUGAUCUCUGGGACAUGCCGGACAUGGCUGCGGCUGGGGAUGCGCCGUGGUACGGUGGCUACGGCUAUGGACCUCCAGGGGACGCUCCAUCAGUUCCGCCGGGCUAUGGUGCAUCCGCAUGGCUGGCCGGUACCCAGGAGGCCUGGUAUGGCAUGGCUCAGAACCCUCCGGUCUUGCCGGCGGCUGCUCCAGGCCUGGAGGCCGUGGGCUGCCUGGGUCCGCCCCCGGGACUCGCUCGGAUGCCGGAGAGCCACCCCGAGGUUGAUGGCUGCCAUCUUCCUUUGGUGGAUCUGGCCUUUCUCGAUGAGGAUGCCGACAUGGAUCCGAAGCCAUCCAUCGCGGGCCCCAGUGUGCUAGGUGCCAGCAG
Messenger RNA from Symbiodinium necroappetens, 404 nucleotides. The record is from the annotation of a GenBank genome assembly. Lineage: Eukaryota; Dinophyceae; Suessiales; Symbiodiniaceae.